GAGGGGCGAGGCCCGGCUGCAGGGGCUGCUCGGCCCAGGAGGAGCCCGCGUCCCGCUCAGCCUUGCAGCCCCGCGCCCUGAGCAUCUUCCCGGAGGAACGGAGACAAAGGAGGAUUCAUGUCCAAAGGACUCCCAGAGACCAGGACGGACGCAGCCAUGUCAGAGCUGGUGCCUGAGCCCAGGCCUAAGCCGGCAGUGCCCAUGAAGCCCGUCGGCAUCAACCCCAACCUGCUGGGCUACAUUGGCAUCGACACCAUCAUUGAGCAGAUGCGCAAGAAGACCAUGAAGACUGGUUUCGACUUCAACAUCAUGGUUGUUGGUCAGAGUGGACUGGGCAAGUCAACACUGGUCAACACCCUCUUCAAAUCCCAAGUGAGCCGCAAGGCCUCCAGCUGGAACCGGGAGGAGAAGAUUCCCAAGACAGUGGAGAUCAAAGCUAUCGGGCACGUGAUAGAGGAAGGCGGUGUCAAAAUGAAGCUGACCGUCAUCGACACCCCGGGCUUUGGAGACCAAAUCAACAAUGAAAACUGCUGGGAGCCCAUUGAGAAAUACAUCAAUGAACAGUAUGAGAAGUUCCUGAAGGAGGAGGUGAACAUCGCCAGGAAGAAACGCAUCCCUGACACACGUGUCCACUGCUGCCUCUACUUCAUCUCCCCGACAGGACACUCCUUGCGACCUCUUGACCUGGAGUUCAUGAAGCACCUCAGCAAGGUGGUGAACAUCAUCCCUGUCAUUGCUAAGGCCGACACCAUGACCCUGGAGGAGAAGUCUGAGUUCAAGCAAAGGGUUCGAAAGGAGCUUGAAGUAAAUGGCAUUGAAUUCUACCCCCAGAAGGAAUUUGAUGAGGAUUUGGAGGACAAGACAGAGAAUGACAAAAUCCGGGAGAGCAUGCCUUUCGCUGUGGUGGGAAGUGACAAGGAGUACCAAGUGAAUGGCAAACGGGUCCUCGGCAGAAAAACUCCCUGGGGGAUCAUUGAAGUGGAAAACCUCAACCACUGUGAGUUUGCCCUGCUUCGAGACUUUGUCAUCAGGACCCACCUCCAGGACCUCAAGGAAGUGACACACAACAUCCACUAUGAGACCUACAGGGCCAAGCGGCUCAAUGACAAUGGAGGCCUCCCCCCGGGAGAAGGUCUCCUGGGCACUGUCCUUCCACCCGUGCCAGCCACCCCCUGCCCCACUGCAGAAUGAAGGCCAUUCCAAGCGCCGCUCCUCCCUCCAUUCCUCUCAGCUGUUAUUGCUGCAGGGCCACGCCUUUUUUAGUGCUGUGCGUGUCCAGCCACCCCCACAGCCCCUCUCAGCCCUCAGCAGGUGGGAGGGGCCCGCUGCCUCUUUAGGACAGUUGCUUCUUCCACUUAUCCAAACCACCCCUCUCCUCCCAGUGGAAUGGAGUUCUCGCCAGCACUGCCCUCCUCCAUCGUCUGUGUGAGCCGGUCCUAGCCCAUCUGUAGGGUUGAAAGAACUCACCAAGAGCUUCUUCUGCCCUUGCAAACCCAUAUCAGCUACUUGUAACCAUCUCCAAGGGAAACGGCACUGCUUCCUGUCCCUUCAUCUGCAUGAGCUACUCUUGGCUUCUUUAAAGAGUCAAGAAAGCAACUUUUCUGCUUGUCAGGUGUGUUGACGUCAGCUGUGUGAGCCCCAAUGUGGGACAAGGGUGUCUCCUUCAUUGCUCAAAGCUUAUUUAUAAAGAUGGGUCACUACAGAUGUGGGGAAGCAAGGGCUAGCAUCACUUUAAAAAAAAUCACCACUUGUGGCUGGCCCAGAGUGCAGUCACACACCCUCCCUACCCCAUAAUGCAGCCACUUAGGAAGAGUGGUUUUCCUGAAGAGACAUUCUCGGAGCUGACUUCCUUAUCCUCAAACUUUAAAUCAGAACUAAAAACACACACACACAACUCCAGAAACUCAUAAGAUGUGAACCCUAGGAAGAAAAAAGCACCCUUCUGUCCACUUAGCAAUAAGAGGGAAUCUCUUCCCACCUACCCUGACUACUCCUACACCGCACCCCUGCCCCACUUCCGUUAAUGUGAGUAAUGAAGUAGUCUGGCCACAGUCCAUCACUGUAGGCUAGUGGAAAAUCCCCAGGGGAGGGCACCGCCCCCCCCCCCCCCAUCAGAUGCAUGAAUGUUUGCGAAUGUCGGCUGCCACUGCCCCCCACACUACGUCCUUAUGGAAUACCCCUUGCCCACUGCUCCACCAUUUCCACCUGGACACAACUUGCUCAAAGGCUGGUGACUUGUGGGCCAUUCACCUACAACCAAAUCCUGAUGGAGCAAGAGGCCCAAGCCUAGGGGAUGCAAGAACGACCCGUUUCUUAAAUGUUACCAGUCCCAGACAACCUUUUGGUGACAUUAUGGUUAAUUUUCCCAAUUGAAAGUAAGCCAACAGACACUCACACUGGUUGUGUAAAUGUUGCUAGACUUUAUGUGUUGUACAACUAAACAUUGCUGUUUGAACAA
Messenger RNA from Hippopotamus amphibius kiboko, 2458 nucleotides. RefSeq names its product septin 3 (gene SEPTIN3). Gene Ontology annotation, molecular function: GTPase activity; molecular adaptor activity; GTP binding. The transcript has 11 exons. The coding region runs from base 118 to 1191 and encodes 357 amino acids. Gene Ontology annotation, cellular component: presynaptic cytoskeleton; cell division site; septin complex. The record is from RefSeq and is a predicted model, not a curated record. Lineage: Eukaryota; Metazoa; Chordata; Mammalia; Artiodactyla; Hippopotamidae. Gene Ontology annotation, biological process: cytoskeleton-dependent cytokinesis.